Messenger RNA from Dicentrarchus labrax (European seabass), 4208 nucleotides. RefSeq names its product RPGRIP1 like (gene rpgrip1l). The transcript is spliced from 26 exons. Gene Ontology annotation, cellular component: photoreceptor connecting cilium. The coding region runs from base 108 to 3974 and encodes 1288 amino acids. The record is from RefSeq and is a predicted model, not a curated record. Lineage: Eukaryota; Metazoa; Chordata; Actinopteri; Moronidae. Gene Ontology annotation, biological process: non-motile cilium assembly; retinal rod cell development.
CUCACAUGGCGCAUGCGUAGUUGCAUCAUAACGACAUGACGAGCUGUUGUGUUUUCAGUAGCAACCGUUACUCUGGACUGAAUAAAGUCGCUAUAAAAGAUUAAAACAUGUCCACAAUGUUUGAUGAGACAGCAGCAGAUGUACCAGUCAGAGACUUCACAGUAAACCUGUCCCGACUGACAGCAGGUCCCCAAGACUCAUCGGUGUAUCAAAAUGCUCGGGCGCGACAGGACAUCUCGCGGGUGUCCAGGGAGGAGCUGGAGGACCGGUUCCUGCGCCUCCAUGAGGAGACCCUGCACCUCAAACAGCACAUUCACAAACAAGACGACAAGAUCAAGAAGCUGGGCACCAAGCUGAUGCGGCUGGUGAAGGACCGCGGUCGUAUGGAGCAGCUGGCGGUUGGCGGGGGCCAGCCGGUGUCCAGGGUGCGAGACGUGGAGAUGGAGGAGAUGAUGGAGGAGCUCCAGGAGAAGGUGCGGGGCCUGCAGACGGAGAACGAGGGACUGAAACAGCGCCUCCUUGUGGCCAAGCAGCAGCUCAUCAACUCACAGAGCAGGAGGCCGGCGGUGUACGGCCACGUGCAGUCCCGAGUCAACUCUGGGUUAAAGAAGCUGCGAGAUGACGCCCCCUCUCCUCCUCAAACGCGACCCAAAAGUACCAGGAGUUUGGAGGGAGGCGGGAGACCUCCGACCGGCCUCCUCCCUCGAUUCGGACACAACCUGCUGGAGGAGGCGAGGGCCGAGAUCCGCAACCUAGAGAACGUGAUCGAGCUCCAGAGGAACCAGAUGGAGGAGAUGGACGGAGCCGCGGAGCUGCUGCAGGACGAACUGAGGAGGAAGGAGGCCGAAUACGAGGAGAGACUCCUGCAGGCCCGACAGCAGCAGACUUCCAAACUGAGGUCACAUGUCAGCAGCAACGUGACGAUGAUCAAACUGCAGAAGCAGCUGGCCGACAGGUCCAACGCCGUGACGGAGCUGGAGGGACGGUUUCUGCAGCUGCAGGAGAGUCAGAGGACGCUGAAGGCGAGUCACGACGCAGCGAUGGCGAAGGUGGACGAGCUGUCGGCUCAGCUCAAAGACGAGAGGCUGAAGAGUUUGGACCUGGAGAAACAGCUGCAGAGCUCCAACAUUGCCAGGAUACAGAUGGAGCAGCUGCAGGAGCGGAUCAGUGAGGUGGAGCAGGAGAGAGACCUGCUGAAGGACAACAAUGACAAACUGGUCAACAGUGCGUUGGAUGUGUCGUGGCAGCAGAAAUGGCAGAUCAAGGAGCAGCAGCUGAAGUUACAGAUCGUCCAGCUGGAGACGGCGCUGAAGGCCGACCUCGUCGACAAAAAUGAAAUCCUGGAUAAAAUCAAGGCUGAGAGAGAAACAAGUGAGAAGCUCACAGAAGAAAAUAAGAAACUUCAGAUUCAGUUUCUGGAACAGAAACAGCAGCUGGACGAACUAAAGGACCGUCUGAAGUUCUACAGCAGGGAGAACGAGUACGAUGUGUCCGAGCUCACUGAGGCGCUGCUGCUCAUUAAGACACGUAAAUCCCAGAAGAAUGGGGACCUGGGCUUCCUGAAGGAGGUGGAGGAGGGAGGGAGCAGCGGCACGGAAAGUGCCGUCCGGGAGCUGCGAGCCGCUCACGCCGAAACCAUCCAGGAGCUGCAGAAGAGCAGAAACCUCCUCAGCAUGGAGAGCCAGAUCUGCAGAGACUACAAGGCGGAGCUGGAAGCUGUGUUGAGGAAGAUGGACGCUGACAGAGUCGAGCACAAGCAGAAGGUUGAACGUCAGGCUCAGCUGUUGGACGCGAGGGCGGCGAAGAUCAGGAAGCUGGAAGCUCAGCUCAGAGACAUCGCCUACGGCACCAAAACCUACGUCUUCAAACCGGACGUCACAGACGAAGAGGCCGAUGAGUUUGAUGAAACUCUUCACCUGGAGCGUGGCGAGAACCUCCUGGAGCUUCAGAUAGUCAGCACAGCGCUCUCUCCGUCCGCCCUGGAGGCGCUGGGUGACCACCAACCCUCCACCUUCUGCACCUACUCCUUCUACCUGUUCGAGAUGCACUCCACUCCGGUGGCGACGGGCCAGAAACCCACUUACGGGUUCACGUCUAAGUACGUGGUCAGCAUGGACGACCACUUCCUGGACUAUCUGCACAGGUGCUCCGUCACAGUGGAGCUGCAUCAGGCCCUGGGUCUGGACUGGAGGACUCUGGCCACCGCUCAGCUCCGGCUGCAGCAGCUGCUGGAGCAGGACGGGAAGGUUCAUGGGACCAUACCACUGGUUGGUUUGUCUGACGAGGUGUGGUCCUUCGGCUCUGUGGAUUACUGGUUGAGGCUGAGGAUCCCGAUGACAGAGACCAUCCGUCUGUAUAAAGAGAAGGUGAAGGCUGCAGGCUACGUCCACACUGCGCUGAACGAAGACGCACAGCUGCAUCCUCCCGGCAGCAGCAGCAGCGGUUGGAACGAGAUCCACAUCACAGUCCAUCGCUGCAGAGACCUGCAGUCCAGAAGCUCCCAGCAGCCGAGCCCCUACGUGGUCUACAAGUUCUCCGACUUCCCCGACUACCCGACCACCACCGCCCACGACUGCUGCGACCCCGACUUCAACGACCUCAAGUCCUACUCCGUCCAAAUGGACGCAGGUCUGGACCAGUACUUGAAGACCGAGGUCCUGCAAUUCUAUGUGUUCGACUACAAAGAGGAGCAGAUGGAUGUGUACCUGGGGAAGGCCAGGGUGCCCCUGCUGUCCCUGGCCCAGGACAAAGGGAUCACUGAUGUGUUCGAGCUGACCGAUCCCUCUGGACUCCCCGCCGGACACAUCGAAGUGACUCUGAAGUGGAAGUUCAUGUACCUCCCCCUUUCAGGCUCCAUCAUGACCGUCAAAGAGCCCAAGUUCAUCCCGAAAGAGACGGCAAGCAAGCUGAAGCAGGAACAGCAGAGCGAGGAGGAUGAGGAGAGAGACGAGGGCGUCGAAGAGGCGCUGCAGGAAGUGAAUCGUGUCUCCACCUCUCUGCCCGAGGUCUCUGCCGCCAAGGCUCCGCUGCCAAAGCUCAGACACAAGACACAAGUGAAGGAUGGACCGGCGGUCAAAAAAGUCACAUUUGUAGAUCCGACAGCUGCAGACAGAAAGGCUGAAGACAGCAGCUCAGCAGCAGUCAGCGUGUCUGCAGAAGACAGACAGACGUCAUCACCUGCUGUAAAGGCUGCGUCAGAAGCUGCGGAGGAAGAGGAGGAAGAGGAAGAGUCUCAUGUCUCUGAAGGACAGCUGGUCCCGGUCAGCUCUCAGUCUUACUCCAGCGACUCUGAGAUCUCAGAGGACAUCGUCCAAGACGGUGAGGAGGCCCUGCCGGCACCCAGAGAGGAUCAGAGCGAAUCGACUCAGUCUGACAGCGAUGACUGCAUUGUUCACAGCGGGGCCACGGGGAGGAAGUCCUCGGAGCGGGUCCGGGUGGAGAUCAUGUCUCUGAGCUUGAGGCCGGAGUCUCGGGUGUCCCGGGACGGCAGCGUGGUCCGUCUGUUUGUGGAGUACUCGCUCCUGGAUCUGCCCACAGAGGAGACCCCCCUGUCUCUACCCAAACCCCCCCAGGGCAAAAGCAUCAACUUCAACUACAGCAAAGUGGUUCCUGUGGAUGCUGAGAACAACGGGUCGAGGCGGCGGCUGCUGAGAGGAGUCCUGCAGGGACGAAACCCUCAGAUGGAGCGGAUCCGGUUCACGGUGGUCAGUGAGCCUCCAGAGGAAGAGGAGCAGGAGAGAGAGUGUGAGGAUGUGGGAGUGGCCUUCCUGAGGAUCCCUGAGAUACUGGAGAGACACCGAGACCUGAUAGAGACCAACCUGACCGUUGUGUCUGUAGAGAACAGCAGUGAGGUGGUCGGCAGUCUGACGGUGUCUGUUGAAGGACUGGAGGCUCUGCAGGACAUCCUGGAGGACCAGGACCAGGACCAGGACCAGGAGCGAACCCCCGUCUCCUCUCUGCUACCAUUAGCAUGAGGCAGAAACCGGCUCCGGUACCAGCUCCGGUACCAGCUCCGGUACCAGCUCCUACACAUGGAUGCCUUCGGGACGGACUCCGUUCUUUAAUACUUCACUUGGUGCUGUUUAGUUUUUAUAUUAAAGACUUUUAUUUUGAAAUUGUGAUUUUGCACUUUUUAUAUUUACGCUGAUAAAAUAUUUCUGAUUGUUCAGGUAACGUCACCAAAAUAAAUUCAGGUUAAAAACUGUGAA